Molecule: messenger RNA, 1260 nt
Organism: Sinocyclocheilus grahami
Lineage: Eukaryota; Metazoa; Chordata; Actinopteri; Cypriniformes; Cyprinidae
Product: oligodendrocyte-myelin glycoprotein-like
Exons: 2
Coding region: 7-1260 (417 amino acids)
Biological process (GO): neuron projection regeneration
Molecular function (GO): protein binding
Source: RefSeq, a predicted model, not a curated record
AGAGUGAUGACAAGGAGAAGGAACACAAUGAAGAUGCCCAUGUGUGCAGCGAUGUCCUGCCUGCUCUUGCUGUGGCUUACGUGUACUUGCGUACAUGCAGAAUGUCCCAGUGUUUGUUCCUGUAGCGAGAGCCAUCGGACAGUUGACUGUUCCUGGAGGGGGGUUAGGCAUCUGCCUAUUGGCCUGCAGCGAAACAUUCAAUCCCUCAACCUGACCCACAACCGGCUAUCUGACCUGGACCACCACCUAAGCUCUUUCACACAUCUGCGCAUCCUUGACAUCUCCUAUAACCGUCUGCUUCACUUCCCAGCCUCACUGCCACGGGCAUUGUGGGAAAUCAAUGUCUCAGGAAACCGUCUGCGUGUACUUAACAAGGAUGACACAGCGUACCAGUGGAACCUCAGAGUUCUGGACCUGUCCGUCAAUAAGCUGGAGCGUGUGGUCUUCAUCAACAACACGCUCCCCAACCUGAAGGCUCUCAAUCUUAGUCAUAACAAGUUCUGGACGGCACCUACCAACAUGCCCCAAAACCUGGAGGUGGUGGAUCUAUCCCACAACACUCUGGUCCAGAUCCUGCCAGGGUCCCUGAACUGGCUACACAGGCUGGCUCGGCUCUACCUGCACGCAAACCGCUUCACCACGGUCAGGGAAGGGGCAUUCGAGCAUCUGCAAAGUCUGAAGCUCAUCACUCUAGGAGACAAUCCCUGGGCUUGUGAAGAAACUGCCAAUAUCAGCCACCUGUUGGUGUGGACCAAACACACUUCCGCCCGAGUGUUGGGCUGCCCCUGCCACACCUGGCACACCUGCGGAGGAGCUCACCUGUCCAGGACAGGGAGCUGGCACUUUGGCACAUACACGCUGUCCCCAUAUGUCUUCGGAACCGAGGAGCCAAGCCAUCCAUAUGUACAAGCGGUCACCACACACUUCUGGUCGGGGACGUCACUCCUAAACACCAGGGAUGACCAAACAGGAUCUAGAAGCACCAAGGAACAGGAGUCUUUCAGAAAUGGUUUUCUCUUUACCUCAACUUCAGAGGCUUCCCAUUCUAAUACUCAUUCAACUACAGAGGGCCCAGUCACAACAGGUGACAUCGUCACCACCGUCUCCACCACCCGCAGGACCACCACUCUCCGUACGCGGAGUGUGAAGAGACCCAAUCAGAACCUCAGCCAAAACACAAGCUCAGGAUGCAGUGUGGGUUCACUCUACACAUCAGUCUGCUGUAUGCUCCUCCUGAUGGCCAUGAUGCAAGGGCUCUGA